AUGUCACACGAAUCUUUAGAUCAAGAUUCCUAUGCUACUACAGAACCUUCUAAGGCAAGUGUCUCUGAUACAGCAUCCAGAGUGAGUAAAGCUACCGCCAAUUUUAUGGAAAAGAGAGAAAUCUAUAGAAUAGUGGUGGACGGUAUCGAUUGUACUCCUGAUAAUAUAGUAGAUCCAAAUUAUGUUACGAUGGAAGAAACAUUUACUCAUGCUGCAUUUGAAAGUAAGCCGAGAGCCCGUAGCGAAAUAAUUACUAAAGAAACGAAGGGAAAAUCCAAAUCCGCCGUUGAUACGGGUAUGAAAGUAUACGCGACUACGAUCUCCCUUGACGACAUAUAUAUCGAUCACACAUCGAACACGGAAGAAGGCUUUACAUCCGACCGGCAAGAUUUAGAAAAAGCACCGUCAGCUUUUUAUUUGCCUAAAAUACAACCUAUUAUGUCUUACCCUCCAGAAAUCUUAAUUGUUAUGAAAGAAACGGAAACAUGUUUUCUGUUCGAGCUACCAAGUUUUUCAUAUGAAAAAGGAACACCGGACGGUGCUGCGGUGGAGGAGGAAAAUGAAUUUUAUCAAUAUAUAACUGUUGGCAAAGGGAAGAAUAGAAAAAUGGUAACAGAAGAAACUCAAACAAAGGAAUGUGUUACACAAACUAGACAUACACUAUCCGUAAGGCCACAAAAGAAAAAUGCUAUAACAUUUGCAUCAAUGUGGGACAUGCACGAUACUUAUAUGCGUCUUGCGAGAGUAAAAGCGGAAGAAAAACCCGAUGAAAUGGUUCUGUACCAAUCAGCCGCACCGACUUUACUGCGCAAAAAGAAAAUAUCAUUAGAUACAUUAGACGAAAAGAAGGAGAAAACAAUCGAACAAAUACUAAGCACACCUCAAUUUUUGGAUGCGGUUCUCUUAACUGAACGUGUUUUAGCCUCCUUGGAAUAUUCAAAUGCUCAAAAAAAAUUCCGUGGUCUAAUCAGGAUAGAUCCACGCGCUUUGGAUUUAGUUUAUGUCUAUACUAUGAAACCACUGUGGACAUUAGAGUGCGAUGAGACACAAAAUAGACCGAUCACAAGUAUUUCAUUCAAUCCUAAAAAUAAAAAUAUCCUAGCAGCUGCUCACGGUAAAUUUACCUAUGCCGAACACCACACAGGAUUAUUGUGCAUUUGGUGUACGAAAAAUCCCUGUAAGCCUGAAAGAAUAUAUCAUUUUGAAGAUCCUCUAACGUCAGUGGCUUUUUCAGAAAAAAAUCCAAAUUGGUUGGCGUGUGGCUUUGCGAACGGCGAUGUUUUAAUUUUAGACAUCACGUCUUACUCGAUAAAGACAAUCGCUACGAGUAAACGUGAUACUAAUCCUUGUUUUGAGCCAAUAUGGACUGCUAGUUGGCGUUCGAUCGAUAGGGACAACAAUUUCGUUAUAACAACAUGUCAAGAUGGAAGGAUUAACAAAUUUACUAGUACGAAAACCCAUGAUUUUAUAUGUACGCCACUGAUGCGUAUAUCGACUGUUGAAGGUAAAAUGAAGGGUUUAGAGGCACCUAGGCUUUGUAUCAAGGAGGACGUACCUAUUACAAGAUAUCCAGCAGCACUGUGUAUGAAGUGGCAUCCUAAAGUCGGACACGUAUAUUUAGUUGGUACUGACGAAGGUUGUAUUCACAAAUGCUCUACGCAUUAUUUAAAUCAACAUAUGGAUGUAUUUCAGGCUCACGCAGGGCCUGUUUAUAGCAUACAGUUUUCUCCAUUCAUGGAUACGUUAUUAGCAUCAUGCGGUGCUGACAAUGCGAUUAGACUUUGGAUGGAAGGGAUAGACGACGUAAUACUGACAAUGAUGUGCCCCGCCGCUGUAUACGAUAUAGCCUUUUGUCCAAUCAACUCGACUAUUCUGAUAUCCGCUAGUGGUAACGUUCUUUCCAUUUGGGAUCUUCGUAGGAAAACACAUAUGCCUUGUGCAGAAUACACUUUUCCCGGACAAAUUGUCCUGACUUAUAUUAAAUUUUCACCGUCCGGAGACAACGUGUUUGUUGGGGAUACACUGGGACGUGUACAUACAUUCCAUUUGGAAGAUACGCCGAUACCUCCGUUCUACCAAAAGAAAUUGUUAGAUGAAACAAUCAGAAGGGCUAUAUGUACACGACCACAGCUGUUGAGACAGUUGGAAAAGUUAGAGAAAUUUAGGGAAAAAUUCGGUCAGUAA
Molecule: messenger RNA, 2184 nt
Organism: Melitaea cinxia (Glanville fritillary)
Lineage: Eukaryota; Metazoa; Arthropoda; Insecta; Lepidoptera; Nymphalidae
Product: dynein axonemal intermediate chain 4
Exons: 1
Coding region: 1-2184 (727 amino acids)
Biological process (GO): cilium movement
Cellular component (GO): axonemal dynein complex
Molecular function (GO): dynein light chain binding; dynein heavy chain binding
Source: RefSeq, a predicted model, not a curated record